Molecule: messenger RNA, 1134 nt
Organism: Durio zibethinus
Lineage: Eukaryota; Viridiplantae; Streptophyta; Magnoliopsida; Malvales; Malvaceae
Source: RefSeq, a predicted model, not a curated record
AUGGAUUUGCAAAGGGUUGAUGACACUGAUUUCAGUGGGGGUAGCAGAAAAAGAAUGGAGAUUGAGGUUGGUAAUUGCUCACGGUGGUCAGAACUCCCAGCUGAUCUACUUGUGGUGAUCCUGAAGCAGUUGGGGGUGAUAGAAUUCUUGUUAUUUGCUUGUGUUUGUAAGUCAUGGAGAUUCGUUGCUAUUGCAUUGAAGCAAGAAUUUAUGGCAUCUCAAAGCCCACUUGUUUUUCUCAUGCCAACAAAAGCUAGAAAGUAUGGCUACUUCUACAACAUAUUUGACAACGGACUUUACAAGGCAGGACUGCCUCACCUUGCAGGGAAUAAAUGUGUGGGAUUCACUUGUGGGUACUUGGUCUUAAGGGACUCAGAAAUGACAAAAAAGAAAGCAAAUAUAUGGCUAGUGAAUCCUUUUACAAGGCAUGAACUCAAAUUUCCAAGUCCACCUAGAAGGUAUUGUCAUGUCAUUGUGGCUUCUUUGGCCAAGUCUGAUCCAGAAUUUGUAAUUGUAGCUUUUUCCAGGUUGCACCCUUUCGUACAGUUUUGUACGUCUAGACAUGGUAACUGGACUAUCAUUGAAUAUAAUAAGGAGGAUCCUCUGGUGAUUGUAGAUGUUACUGUCUUCAAGGGUAAGAUAUAUAUCUUGAGUAGAAAUGGCCAAAUCGGGACUUUAAAUUUGAACUCUGAUCAUUUGGUGACAUAUCUGCAAGUGAGAAGUGUUUCUUGCCCCAUAGAUAAUCUGCAUUUAGUUGCUUCUCAUGAAGAGCUCUAUCUCGCUCGCUUUUAUGCAAAAGCAGGUCCUAUUAAGGUUCACAGGCUAGACUUUGUGAGGAUGGAAUGGGAGAAGGUGAAACUAAAUGGUGAAAUAUUGUUCUUGGGUGACAUGAAGUGUUGUGGCUUAAGCUUCCCAACCCCAUCCAAGGCUCGCACUAGCCAGCCCUUGAAUCGGGUCUGCUACCUGGAAGACGCACGCAUUUUAGGUGGCUACAGGGCACGGUAUGUUGCUGGAAGUACGAACGAGCAUGUGCAGGUAACUAGAAAGGAUGGGAAACCAAAGAUCUUCAUAAGUUCACCCGUAUGGUAUUUUCCUCAUUUAUCUACCAGUGUGGAUUCUGUUGAUGAGGAUUAG